AUGGCUGACUCAUUUUGGUAUUGGACAGACACACCUACGGAGGCCGAAACUGCUGUUUCAGCAAACCCUUUGGACGCACCCAAAUCCCCUCCAGCCCAAGACGAUCCAGAUGUCGAUCAAGAAGAUGCAGAGAUGGGUGGACUCGAUGAGGAUGCGAAGGUUGAGGCUGUGGACGCAGAAGUAGACGCUGCUGGUGAACCCCAAGAGACACCCGCCGCCGCUGCAGAGGGUACCGAUGGCCAGCCCGGACAAUCAAAAUCAGCCCUCGAAGCUACCGCAAACUCACAUCUCAUCGCCCAAACCCAUCAGAUCAUUCUACCAAGCUACAGCACAUGGUUCGACAUGCAUACCAUCCAUGCUCUGGAGACCAAAUCGCUACCCGAAUUCUUCAACAGCAGAAACCGGAGCAAAACACCAGCCGUGUACAAAGACUAUCGUGAUUUUAUGAUUAAUACCUAUCGUCUCAAUCCUGUUGAAUACCUUACCGUCACUGCAUGUCGGCGCAACCUGGCUGGUGAUGUAUGUGCAAUCAUGCGAGUGCAUGCAUUCUUGGAACAGUGGGGCUUGAUCAAUUACCAGGUUGACCCUCAAACCCGACCCGCGAAUAUUGGACCCCCGUUCACAGGUCAUUUCAGAGUGAUAGCUGACACUCCACGUGGCUUACAACCUUUCCAACCGGCACAAAACACCUUCACCACCCCCGGCAAGCCACACGCCUCUACAGAUCGAGCGAAAUCAGCCACCCCUUCUUCCAAAGCAGAUCUCAACCUCGAACUCCGUCGGAAUGUGUAUGAUGAGAAAGGAAAGGAGAUCAAAACAAGUGAGGAGCCAGAGAAGCAGACGAAUGGUGAUGCAGCAACUGCCAACGGCUCAUCUACCGGUGAUGUGACCACGAAGGCUGUGGAUGAAGCUGCCCGUGAACAACUCAAGACCUUCAACUGUUUCUCAUGUGGCAUCGAUUGUACCAGAUUAAGAUUUCAUUAUGCAAAGUCAGACCCGAUCACGACCAGUACAGCACCGACCGAAGUUAAGUAUGAAUUAUGUCCAAACUGUUACUUCCAAUCUCGAAUGCCCAGCAACCAUCGAUCCUCGGAUUUUGUCAAGAUGGAAGAACCCGAAUACAAUCAAAUCCCCGACAAGGAUGCUCCCUGGACAGACUCGGAGACGUUACUGCUUUUGGAGGGUCUUGAGAACUUCGACAAUGACUGGAAUGAAAUUUCGAAGCAUGUUGGUACACGUACGAGGGAAGAAUGUGUGCUGAAGUUCCUGAAGCUUGACAUUCAAGAUCAAUAUCUGGAAGACGGACCUUUGAAUGGUGCAGCCACUUUGAAGAAUCUCACUGGUCGAAGUCCUAUUAGCCAACUCGACAAUCCCGUCAUGUCGGUCAUUAGCUUCAUCUCGCAGCUAGCAGAUCCUAGCGUUGUUGCCGCUGCGUCAGGUCGCUCUAUUGCAGUUAUGCAGAAAGAAUUGAGAGCACAACUUGAGAAAGGAAUUGGUGGAUCAACCGAUGAGUCAGCAACAAAAGACAAAGAGCAAGUGAAGGGUGAAGAUGCUAUGGAUGUCGAUGAGUCGGCUCAGCCAGCAGAGAAGACCGACUCUGACGCCAACGCGUCUUCGGCAGUGAUAAACGACAUUGCUACAACAGCCCUCGCAACCACAGCUGCCCGCGCCAGUGGUCUCGCAUCUCAUGAAGAACGAGAGAUCACACGCCUCGUCGGCGCAGCUGUAAACCUGACAUUACAAAAGUUUGAGCUCAAGCUCAAUCAGUUCGCCGAGAUGGAAGAGAUCGUGCAAGCCGAAAGAAGAGAUCUCGAGAAGGGACGUCAGCAACUCUUCCUCGACCGACUGGCGUUUAAGAAGCGGAUGAAGGACAUGGAGAACACAUUUAAACAGGCAAGCAUGAAGGGACCGGAAGAAGGAAUGAGAAUGAUGCAAGAAGCCAUGCACGCCCAUUCGGGUCAGCGCGUGGGUUUCACCAACGUCAAUGGUGCGACUAAUGGCAUCGUUCCGGUCAGCGCCGAGGCCGGUGAAGCUGCAAAGGGUGUCGACGUCUAG
Exophiala bonariae is the source of this 2055-nucleotide messenger RNA. RefSeq lists its product as uncharacterized. The coding region runs from base 1 to 2055 and encodes 684 amino acids. Gene Ontology annotation, biological process: positive regulation of DNA-templated transcription. Gene Ontology annotation, molecular function: histone binding; DNA binding. Gene Ontology annotation, cellular component: SWI/SNF complex. The transcript is spliced from 2 exons. The record is from RefSeq and is a predicted model, not a curated record. Lineage: Eukaryota; Fungi; Ascomycota; Eurotiomycetes; Chaetothyriales; Herpotrichiellaceae.